AUGCGGAUCAUUUAUUUAUCAAUUUUUCUAUUAUUAUCAUUUUGCGGAUGUGAUAAUUUGUGUUCUGAUGGGCAUUCACCGUUGAUUGAUGGAGAGGAGGCAUUUCUUUGUUCUCGGCAAUGCCCGGAUGGGUUUCAAUGCGAGAAUGUCACAGGAUUUCCCGCUGAAGUGUGUUGCCCGAAUUUACCCAAACUCUAUGAGAUUUAUGGGGAUGAGCAAAAACCAGAAGCCGCUAUUUCUGAAACGAAAAACGCAAGCAGGACAGUUGAAGGGAAAGAUGAACAAGAUGAACAAGUUAAACACAACUUUGUUAAAGUAAAGACGAAAGACGAACUCGUUCUCGAUGAGGAAAGCGGGAUUCAAUACUCUUGUGAGCGGCAGAAUUACGAGAUUUUGUGUAAAAACGAAACCCUUGCCACUCAGGCGACGAUUCGGUGGUUUCGAAAUGGGAAACAAUGCGAGUACUAUCCAUGGGGAUAUUGUCCAGGCGAUCUUGUCAUUCACUCGACAACGAUUCGAACGAAGCGAGCUUGCGAAGAGUUGUGCUUUGAGAGAAAAGAACAAAAAGAAAAUAUAACGACAAUAAAACCAUUGGAAACCAUUGGAACAACGGCCACCAUUCAACCGACAACAUUGCAAUUUCCUACAAUAAUCUCUGAUAGUGCAAGUGGAAAGGAAAAUUUUGGAAAUCUCACAGAUAUCAUUGUUGAUAGUGUUGUUGAGAAGAGUUUUGAUGGAAAUGAUGUGGCUGAGUAUGAAGAAAAUGAAGAAAAGGAGAAUCCCAAAGAAAUUCGCUUGAGAUUCUCGAAAAAUGUCCAAGGAAUUGAGAGUAAAAACGAUUUUGGCGAGUUUUCCGUCGACAAAGUGGGCAUCACGAUUGAGGAUAAACAAGAGAAAAAGCCACCAAUCUCGUGUCAACUUGUCCCUCUUCGCACAAUGUGCGACUCCGGGAUGGCCGCUCAAUUCACAUGGAGAUGGAUUUUAAACGAAACGACAAAAGAGUGCACAACGACCCCAUUUGGAUACUGUAGUGGUGAAAUGAAUGUAAACCUGCCGAGAACUCAAGAGGAAUGCCAGCGAGCUUGUUUGAAAGGA
This is a messenger RNA of Mesorhabditis belari, 1095 nucleotides long. NCBI's taxonomy places the organism in Eukaryota, Metazoa, Nematoda, Chromadorea, Rhabditida, Rhabditidae. The record is from the annotation of a GenBank genome assembly.